Molecule: messenger RNA, 1807 nt
Organism: Nymphaea colorata (pocket water lily)
Lineage: Eukaryota; Viridiplantae; Streptophyta; Magnoliopsida; Nymphaeales; Nymphaeaceae
Product: GDSL esterase/lipase At4g10955-like
Exons: 3
Coding region: 221-1258 (345 amino acids)
Biological process (GO): lipid metabolic process
Source: RefSeq, a predicted model, not a curated record
CAUACCAUAGUUAUCAUGUCUGAGAAAGGUAAUGACUCAAACGGUCAGGAUUAUGUUUUGAGAUUUUUAGUUUUCUUGGCUGCACCAAAGUCGAUUAAACUAGAUUUCUGAAAGAAAGAACGGAAGAUGACAUAUCUGUAGCAGGAACUGCAACCGGAAACGACUGCGUCUGGCUGCAAUUCUUAAUGCUGGCAUCUUUCUGGAGGAAACUAGAAGGGACAUGGUAAUGACAUCUGAGCGAGAAACAUUCAGCGCUUCCGGGCCUGUACAUCUAAGUCCUGUUAAUUGGGAUAAUCCUGACCAUCAACGAUCUGUUGCCGCUAGUUUAGUUCAAGCUGUCUAUGUUCUCGAACGCGACCGCCAAUUGAAGCGCAAAGGAGCUGAUGCCCUUGCACCCCCUUGGUGGGAAUUCUUUGGUUUUAAGUUAGCACAUCCUCUUAUUGAUGAUGCAGAUUUGUCAGUUUUUGGCGCAAUUUUUGAGUUUAAUGACCCACUUUCAUGUCUAAGCUUCCAAUCUCAGGCUUCUCCAAGUGCAGUCAUUGCUUUCCGGGGCACAAUACUAAAAGGAGAUUCUUUGUCUCGAGACUUGAAAUUAGACCUGAGCAUAGUUCAUCAUGGCCUUCAUCAAACUUCUCGUUUUCACACUGCAAUUGAGGCAAUUAGAAAUCUUGUUCCUGUAUAUGCAAAUAAUAUAUGGUUGUGUGGCCAUUCUCUUGGUUCAGCCAUUGCCAUGCUUGCUGGCAAAUGCAUGGCUGAGAAAGGUAUCCUUCUAAAUACAUUUUUGUUCAAUCCUCCAUACAUUUCUGCGCCAAUUGAGAGGAUUAAAGAUCAGAAGGUAAAAACCAGCCUGCGGAUAGCCAGCAGUCUUAUCACUGCUGGCCUUGCAAUGGCUGUUAAAGGAAGGAGUUUUGUAUCCGAAGCAAAUGAGUUGUUCACUGCUCUUUCAGCAUGGACUCCUUGCUUAUUUGUGAAUCCAGCUGAUCACAUAUGUGCAGAGUACAUUGGGUAUUUUGAGCACCGGAAUCUUAUGGAUGCCAUCGGGGCAAGCAAACUCGAACGGCUUGCAACACAACACUCUAUUGGAGGCUUGUUAAUGGAUGCAGUUGGACAGGAAAGCCAACCUUUUCAUCUCAUUCCAUCAGCAAACAUGACCGUGAACUUACAUCCAGCAGCUAAUUUUAAACAGGCUCAUGGUAUUCAUCAGUGGUGGAGUCUGGAUUUGCAUCUGCAGUCCAAGCUGUAUAGAUAUGUUGGCUAACUGGAGAUGAGUUUUUCUUACAAAAGUUGGUAAAAGACCAUGCAGUGCAUGUGGCUUUGCGUGCGAAGGAGAUGCCAUUCUCAUUCAUUUCCACAUUCACUUAAAAGAUGAGCAACUAUAGCUGGAGUUUGGAGAAUCUUAUAGAACCAGAGCAAUUUCAUGAUGAUCUAUUAUUUCCCAAGAUGAAAUGCAUACUUCAGAUAGGUGGAUUUUGUGUUAUAAGGUGGAUUCUAACACUAAUUGAGCAAAAAAAUAUUCCUUUCAGGAAAAUUCAUAUCUGGUUAGCCAAAUCGGUAAGGAAGCUUAAAUCAGUUGAAGCAUGAUUUAGUGUUAUCUUUUGUAGCUGUUUACUUAUUAUUUUCAGCAUUUUUUUUUGCUUAUGUCAAAUGAACCACAGGUAAGCAUGUGAAAUCAGACUUGGAAAACGAUUGGCUGGUUACUGUUGCUGUGCUCUGUUUUGUUAGCAGUAUCUUUCCCUGCCUGGUUAACGCUUUCCAUGUAAAACCAGAUAAGAAUCUGGUUAACUAAAUUUAGCUAGCCAAUAAAGAA